CAGCAACAAGGUCAAACGUCUAGAAAACGUCAACUUCAGCGUAGUUUACAAAUGUUUAUCCUUUCUUUAGUUAUUUAAGUAUAUGUUAUUGUGAAAUUUAAAUCCUAUAUAAAAAUAAUAUGAACGGAAAAAGUGUUAGAAGAUAAAUUCUGAAGGGAUGUGUUUAUAAAAUAAGACUAAUUAGAAGAUGAAAUGGAUGCUUAAUAUGAGAAAAAUAUGCUCUUUUAUUGAGUAAAAUGGAAGAACAAGUAGUUACAAUAGAUGUUGUUCCUCAAACAGUUACUGAGGUCAUUUAUUUGAGCCCUCAAGGAUUAAAUUUCGACAAAACCGUAGAGGUAGAGAGUUAUUAUUCGUCCUCUGGUGAAGAACAUGAAAAUGAAAUUUAUGAAAUUGGUUGUGUUGAUGCCACUCAGGUAGAGGAUAUGCCGCUUGUGUAUGACCAGUCUGAGUCCUUUGUAAUGCUGUCUGAUGAGUACCAAAUUGAUCAUGACAAUAACGAGCAGGGAGAAGUGGACAACAUUUCUGAAUGUAAUGAUACACUAGUUCAAAGUAGACCACCUGUCAAAAGAAAAAAGUUCUCAUGUCACGUUUGUAAGUCUAAAUUUUCUUCAAGAAAAAAGUUGUUUCACCACAGAGUAUUGCACAAAUCAAGCAUGGAAAAAGGUACAAAACAAACAGGAAAUAUCCUCAACAACACCCCAGUUAUAAAUUCUUGUAAAGUCUGUGGUAAAAAAUUUGAGAGAACACAAGCCUUGAGUAUUCACUUUAGAAAGUGUCACCAAGCUGUUCCUGUAGUUAAUUCAUCGCAACCUGAAUGUAGCAUAAACGAAGAUAUAAAGGAAUGUGAAAAUAGAUGCAGAGAAAUCCCCAAGUUUUAUUGUAAUAUAUGCGGCUGUCCCUGUGUGAAUGACAUUGCAUUACUAUUUCACUAUAGAAAACAUGAACCAAAAACUUACUCAUGUGAUAUCUGCGAAGCUGGUUACAACGAUGAAAACGACUUUAUUAACCACAAGAAGACACAUCAUAUCCAAUUCCUUUAUGCUUGUAAUAAGUGUGACGAAAGCUUUCCAACAACAGCCCUUGUCAGUUACCAUAUACGUCAAGUUCAUGCUCAGAGUAAGACAGUCAAAAUGGAACAGACUACUAAUAGGAAUUUGAGUGAAUGUCCUUAUAGUACAAAUAACACUGCAUUGGAUUCAAAUUCAAAGCAACUAUCAAUGGAGAAGGCGUCUCAGUUUCCAAGGCGAAAGCAUACAUGUAAUAUUUGCAAUUUGCAAUUUCGUUUUCAAGCUGCUUUGACGCGACAUUUAAAUGAACAUAUGAAACAAGAAACGCCAGAUUUCAACGAAUCCAAUGUGAAUUAAAGCAUAGUUGCCUUGUCACAUUGACAUUUUAUUUAGGGUAAUUUAGAGAACAAACGUUAGAAACCAAUUAGAAAUUAAUUAAGAUACAGUCUGGUCUUGUAUAAUUGUAUAAAACUAUUUGAAGUGGGUUGUGUGAACUUUUUUUCUUACAGUUUGUGUACCUGUUCUGCUUUUUGCAAUGUAAAGAUAUAUUAUUAUUGUUACGACCAAUUACAUUAUAAUUUAAUAGGUUUGCUAAUAUACAUCUAUAUAUAUAAA
This is a messenger RNA of Agrilus planipennis (emerald ash borer), 1622 nucleotides long. Its product is annotated as zinc finger protein 836. Gene Ontology annotation, molecular function: chromatin insulator sequence binding. The record is from RefSeq and is a predicted model, not a curated record. Gene Ontology annotation, biological process: regulation of transcription by RNA polymerase II. Lineage: Eukaryota; Metazoa; Arthropoda; Insecta; Coleoptera; Buprestidae. The coding region runs from base 237 to 1364 and encodes 375 amino acids. Gene Ontology annotation, cellular component: chromosome. The transcript is spliced from 3 exons.